Molecule: messenger RNA, 3933 nt
Organism: Rotaria sp. Silwood1
Lineage: Eukaryota; Metazoa; Rotifera; Eurotatoria; Philodinida; Philodinidae
Source: the annotation of a GenBank genome assembly
AUGGCUUCCCCAAGUUCAUUUCAUCUUGAUCAAAGAGUAUCCAUUGCUGGGAAAGGCUUAGGUACAAUUGCAUUUGUAGGAAAAACAGAAUUUGCCGAUGGUGAAUGGAUCGGUGUUGUUCUCGAUGAACCAAAAGGUAAAAAUAAUGGCACUGUACAGAAGAAAGAUGGAACAAUCGUUUCAUAUUUUUCAUGUAAUGAGAAUCAUGGUCUUUAUGUUCGAGCUGGACAAAUUGAAUCUGUUAUUAGUGAUUCUCAAACAAAUCUUCCACGAUCAGCUUCUAGCCAUUCAGUUAAAUCUCAAGCAAGUAGUACAGGAAAUAUUCCAAUACCAACAACACCUGGAAUCCCAGCAAAAUCAUCUGGUUUACCAUCAAAGCAAAGUGGACUUCGAGCACCAACAUCGCAUACAUCUAUACGACCUGCAGGAAUUGAUAUUGAUGACGAUUCAACAGGCCUUACUCGAUCAACACAAUCAUCAAAUGAGAUUACUAAAAUAGCCACAAAUGAAAGAAUAUCGCCACCUAAAGAAGAAAUUAAACCACCUAAAGAAGAAAUUAAACGACCUAAAGAAGAAAUUAAACCACCUAAAGAAGAAAUUAAACCACCUAAAGAAGAAAUUAAACCACCUCCAGUAGCUGUACUCCAACCUAAACCCACAAUACCAGUGCCAUCACCAGCACCUUUAACUCAAUCAACUAAUAUUCAACAAAGUUCAAUCUCUGAUUUAUCUGAAUCUCAAGAAUUAAUCAAUAAUCUCAAAACUAAAAUAACAGAUCAAGAAGAACAAAUUCAAACAUUAAUAAAAAAACGUCGCGAUGAUGUUGAAAAACUUAAAGAAUUUGAACGUACUAAAAUUCAACUUGAUCAAUUACAAUCAUAUAAACGUGAAGCACAAGAACGUAUGAAAGAAUUAAAUGAUAAAUUACAACAACAAGAAAAUGAACUUAAAGAUACACGCGAUAAAUUUGCUGCUUAUCGUGAUGAAAUGAAUGAUACUGAAGAACGAAUCGAAUCACUUACACUCGAUCUUGAAAUGGCUGAAGAAAAACUUGAAACUGUAACGUCAGAAAAUACAACAUUAAAAGAAAAAAUUGAAGAAGUUCAAUUAGAAUUAGAUGUUAUUAAAGGUGAAAUACAAUUAAAUGGACCUAAUCAAGUAGCAAAUGGAAUACAAAAAAAAAUUGAUGAUGAACGAACAAUUAAAUUGGAACAAGCAUUAAUUAAAUUACGUGAUUUAUCAUUAACAAAACAAGCUGAAAAUGAUAUAUUAAAAAAACAAUCCGAAACAUUAGAACAUAAAGUUAAAGUAUUAACAAAAGAGAAUGAAAAUGCUAAAGCUGAUAUUACAACAAUGCAAGCAACAAUUGCUGAUUUACAAGAACAGGUGGAUACAUGUUUGGGUGCUCAACAAAUGGUUGAUAUCUUAACAACUAAAAAUCUAUCACUUGAAGAUCAAGUUCGAGAAUUACAAGAAACAGUUGAUAAUCUUGAAUCACUUUGUGACAUGAACAAAGGUAAAAAUAAUGUAUUAUUUAAAAAUUUAAUCUAUGUAUUUUUUGAAAUAGAAAUGGAAGAACAUGUCAAAGAACUUGAACAUGAUCUAAGAGAAAAUAUUGAUUUAUUACAGAACCAACUUCGUGAGAAAGAAAGACAAAUCGAACAACUUCAAUAUACAAUUGGAGAUCAUGAAAGAACAAUAUUAAAAUUUCGUGAAACUGUUAAAAAUAUGCAAUUUCAAAAUGAACAAACUAAAAAACAAAUCGAAAAAUAUGAUGAACAACUUAAAUUCGUUGGUUCAGUACAAUCAAGUGAUUUUAAAGCAAAAAUUGUUGAAACAAAAACUUAUGGAGAAAUUAUUGAAGGUGAAUUAAAAAAAAUUGAUGUACAUAAUUUAUCACGACAUGUUCAAUUAUUAACAAUAUUUUUACCUGAACAAUUUGUUAAACGUGGAGCUGAUCAUGAUUGUAUACUUGUUUUUUUACUUAUACAACGAUUAAUUGCAAAAUGUGAUUUAUUAACAAAUGAAAUUGAAAAGAAAGUUGAAAGAAUUAAUCAAGUAAAUUUUGAUGAUGUUAUUAAAUCACACCGUGCAGAACAGUGGAGUUUUACGUGUAAACUUUGUUUAUCAUUAUCAAUUUUUCGAAUGAUUCUUAAAAAAUAUCUUAAAGCAAUGGAAACAUGUAAUCCAGAUACAUUUCGUCUUUUAGCAAAUACUUAUCAUGAUUUAUUAUCAUAUGAAAAAUCACUCGACUUUCUUAUUGAACUUUUACAAAAAGAUCAAAUACAUGAUUCAAUAUCAUUAAGUUCUUUAGAUAAAACAAUAAUAUUUUAUGAACAUGUUUAUAAAAAUUAUUUAAAUCAAGAAAAAUUUUCCAUGUCAAACUAUAUGCGAGAUCUAGCACGUGUUGUCUUAUUAAGUAGUGAUGCACUUCAAACAGAUAUUCAACGUAUACAACUUUUACAAAAGCCUAGUAAUGAUCAAAGUCCAUUUGCUGCUCUUGUUCAACGUCUUGUCGAAAGUAAUGAACAAAUGCGAGCACAAGCAGCCAAAAUUAAUCGUCUUGUAUCACAUGAAGAUGAUAUGAAUUAUUCAUUAACUCUUGAUACAGAUACAAUAUCCUCGAUUGAAUUAACCAUUCAACAUUUAGAUCGUUUAGCUAAAACAUUUCAUGAGAUAUGUUCUGAUUUAACAACUCAAAUUUUAUUACUUGCUGAUGCUAAUGAACGUAUAAGUGUACAAGAUAUUGAAAGUAUUGCAUAUCAGGCAUGUGAUAAAGUUUAUAAAAAAGAAGAUAGUGGUCCAUAUGAUAGUCUUUGGGAUUCUAUGCAUGAAACUGUUUCAACAUUAAAAACAAUUAGUGAUUCACUUGAACAUGGUUUAUUUGAUUCAAAUGAACCAAAUGAAAAACCUAAACAAGCAAUUUAUUUAAUUGCUGAACAAUUAAAAGCAUCAAUGAAUGAAGCAGAUUUAAUUCGUAGGCGCUUAGAAUUAAAAGAAGAAGAAUUAAUUGAUCUUAAAAAAAUGUUUAAAUUAAAACAUGAUGAAUUAAGUGAAUUAAAUAUACGUUUAUCAUUGAAUGAGAAAAGAGUUGAAAGUUUACAAAAAGAAUCUGAUGAAAAAGCUAAUAAACUUAAACAAGUUUUAGAAGAAGCUCGAAUUGAUGCUGAAAAAAAAAUCAAACAAUGCGAAGAUGCUAUAGCUGUAUUACAAAAUGAUAAUGAACAACUUGAACAAGAAAAAAGUGCAUUAAAAGAGCGUCUUAAACAAUUAACAAAAACCAAACUUGUUGAUGAUCUUAUACAGAAAAAAGUUGGUGCAACACAAAGAACAUCUGGUCUACUAAGUCCAACAACUGAUGGUGGAAUUUCUCCACAACGACAAUUAUCAUCAUCAUAUAGCAAUGAAGGAAUGAUCGGAUCAACAGUCAAUGAACAAGAAAUAAUAGCACUUCGAAAUACGAUUCGUUUAUUAAAAGAUGAAUUAUGGCAAUUAAAAAUAACGCGUACAUCAAAUGAAUUAUCGAAACUUCAAAUACCAUUAAAAGAUAAUAAAACUAAUGAAAUAGCUGAUAUUUAUAAAAGUUCAACAUUACUUUUAAAUGAUUUAUUUACCACAAUUGCUAAUUAUAAGAUAACAGGAGAAAAUGUUGCUGUUAAACAAGAAUUAAUACGUUCAAAAAUGAAAUUAGUUGAUCAAACAGCAUUUAAUCUUAAUCAUCGUCUAAAUCAAUGUCAAAGUAAUAUUCUUCCUGGUUCAAUAAUACAAACAACUAUGAAAACAUUUUCAAAUCCACAGUUUUCUAAAUCUCUUACACAAGAUCGACAAUUAGCAGCAGAAAUUCAUUUACCUGGUGUUAAUACUGGUGGUGAAUUAGAUAUAACUCAAGAACAAUAUCGUACUAUUUUGCAUGAAGUUAUUGGUUGUAAUUAA